Linum tenue is the source of this 2052-nucleotide messenger RNA. The record is from the annotation of a GenBank genome assembly. NCBI's taxonomy places the organism in Eukaryota, Viridiplantae, Streptophyta, Magnoliopsida, Malpighiales, Linaceae.
UCGCAACAUCGGCCAUUCUUCUUCUCUCUCGCCCCCUCCUGUUUUACCUCCGCAUUCCACUUCCCCUUCGGCUCCGCCUUCGUCACCACUCACCACCAGUCGACUCCCCUCCUUCUCCGCCAACUGCUUCUUGACACUUCAUAUCGAAGACUGUAAGUAAGGAGAUGUCCUUGAUGGUGGAAAACUUUGUGCAGUCAGAACAGCUAGCCACUUGCAGAGCUGAAGAAGAAGAAGAGAAAAUAGUAUUAGAAGAAGAAGAAGAAGAAGAAGAAGAAGAAGAAGAAGAAGAAGAGGAUGAAUUCUCGGACUCUGAAAUUGGGGAUGCUUUGGAUUGGUUGGACGCCAAGGGCGAUGGUGAAGCGGGUGAUGGAAGUUUUGCGCUGAAUUCGAGGCGACCCAAUGCUCAUGGAGGCCUUCAUUCUCGGCCUAGUUCCUCGACGCUUCAACCUCUCUCCAAUCGGAAUCAGAAGUUCACCCAUCAUAUCCGAGCUGCUCCUUUAGAGGAGUGGGAAGGGAGGAUGAACGUUGGGAUGUCUAAUUCUGUGACAACUGCGAUUCGUGGAAGCGUGCGAGACAUGGCAAUUGGCAAAACUAAAACUACUGAAAAAGCAGAUCGCGCUACUGUUGAGCAGGCCCUUGAUCCCAGAACAAGGAUGGUUUUGUUCAAAAUGCUUAAUCGGGGGGUCUUUAAUGAUAUGAAUGGCUGCAUCUCAACUGGAAAAGAGGCCAAUGUCUACCAUGCAACAAAAUCUGAUGGUCAGGAGCUGGCAAUAAAAGUGUACAAAACAUCAGUACUGGUCUUCAAGGAUCGAGAUCGGUAUGUACAAGGUGACUACCGAUUCAGAUUUGGAUACUGCAAGCACAAUCCAAGGAAAAUGGUAAAGACGUGGGCUGAAAAGGAAAUGAGGAACCUUCUGAGGCUAAAGGCGGCUGGAAUCAGAUGCCCAACUCCUUAUCUUUUGAGGCUUCACGUCCUGGUCAUGGAAUUUAUAGGAAAAGCUGGUUGGGCUGCACCCCGUCUUAAGGAUGCUGGCCUAUCGUCUGAUAAGUUACGCGAGGGUUAUAUGGAGAUGGUUAUUGCGAUGCGGACAUUGUAUCAGAAAUGCAAACUGGUGCACGGUGACCUUAGUGAAUACAACAUUCUUUAUUAUGAGGGUCAUCUUCAUAUAAUUGAUGUCUCUCAAGCUGUGGAUCUUGACCAUCCUCGGGCCCUUGAUUUCUUGCGUGAAGAUUGUGUUCAUGUUUCUGAUUUCUUUAAGAAACAUGGGGUGGCUGUGAUGAAUAUUAGGGAGCUGUUUGACUUUAUAGUCGAUCCAACCAUUACUGAUGACUCCAUUGAAAGCUACCUGGAACAGGUUCAACAAAACAUCAUGUCCAGAGAUGCCACUGCAGAGGAUGAAAUUGCAGAUUCCGUAUUUGUUCAGGCAUACAUUCCAAAAACAUUGGAUGACGUGAAAAAUGCAGAGGAGGAUGUGAUACGAUUGACGAGUGGGCAGAACACGGAAGACAUGUACUAUAAGACCAUCACGGGACUGAAGGAUGCUCUUGCCAGCAGAAAAGUUGUUGAUGAGUCUUGCUGUGACGGGAGAGAUGAGCAGGAAGAGAAAGGGAAGCCUGUCGAAGAAGAGUCGUCGAUUUUGGUGGCCAAGCAGGAUGAUGUGGGCUCGCAGUCCGACUCUGGCUCGGACUCGGGAGAAGACUGCAGUGGUGAGUCGGAUGAUGGGAGCAGCGGGUCCGAGAAGGAGAGUCGCAGUGAUAAAAGGGCUGCUAGGAAAGAGAACAAGAAGAAAGUGAAGGAAGAGAAGAGAGAAGCUCGGAAGAAUAAAGUCCCCAAGGCUAUCAAGAAAAGAAAGAAGAAGUUGUCCAAGGCUAAGAAGACUAGGUAGGGUAGUAGUAGACACGUCCUUUGUUGGCUCUGAGCAGGUUUUGUUUUUUAGUUGAAUCUUUCAAUUUUUUUUAAUUAUUAUUUAAAUUUUACAAAAUAUAAAAUAGGGUUAAUAAUGACAUGUAUGCUUACAUGAAAAAUAUUAAUAUUAACAAAAAAGGGAAAAU